UUUUGACGAUGCAGUAUUUCGCCUAUAAAUACCUAUUUUUGGAGCUCUCUUAGCUCAGUUUGAAAUAAGCCUUACUUCAAGAUGAAAGUUACCAUUGCCAUUCUAGGACUUUUUGCGGCUCUCAUUUGCAGCCUGCAAUCGCCAACCGCAGCGUGUGAUGUUCAAGCAGUUUAUAAUCAAACCGUAAAGUUCUGUGAAAACCUUACAUUUGUGAACAUAUUCUUGUGCGCCGGCCUGUCUUACGGUGUGAGCAACGAAAAAGUAUUUCAGGCGCUGCAAUCUCAACAGAAGUUCGUGUGUGCCAUACCAUUUUUUGGUGAAAUCUGCAAAGUCUGCGAUUUUUCGUCUAUUAUUUCCAAUAAUCAGAAUGCCUCGAUUUCAAGCGGAAAUUCAACUGCAGGCGCCACCCGAACUUUGAAUCUUGAGGAUCUGACGCUUUAAACGAACUUCUGUACUGGAAAACGACCGAAUUGCGAAACAAACUGAAUUAAACCUAACCAACUUCUUUUUGGCAUGUCUGCCAUUAAAUAAAUUACCCAAGCAUUGCAAAAUA
This is a messenger RNA of Drosophila santomea, 553 nucleotides long. RefSeq lists its product as uncharacterized. The transcript is spliced from 3 exons. The record is from RefSeq and is a predicted model, not a curated record. Lineage: Eukaryota; Metazoa; Arthropoda; Insecta; Diptera; Drosophilidae. Bases 82 to 441 code for a protein of 119 amino acids.